UGCCCCUACCAAGCCCAUCCCUACCCAACCCCUCAUAUCCGCCGGCUGCAGGGAGCUUGUGAGGCAGCCGCGGCAGCCGGUUGGUGGAAGAGGGUUGGUCAGUGCCGAGAGAGAGCUGGAAGACGAGGCUUAGAAGAGGAGGCAUUGAGGAAAGUGUCAUAAGAAAAUAAAGAAGAAAACAACAACAACAACAACAACAUCAACAACAGCUGAUCCACCACCACCACCACCACCACAACAACAGCAACAACAACAACAACAGCUGAUCCACCACCAAAACAACAAAAAACAAAAACAAAAACAAAAAACAGCUGAUCCGCAAACGUCAACACCGCGUCAACAGCUGAUCACCAAAACACAGGAGUCAUGGCCGAGCAGGAACCCGUUGCCGACAUCGCCCUCAUCGGCCUGGCGGUGAUGGGGCAGAAUCUGAUCCUCAAUAUGGACGAUCACGGGUGGGUGGUGUGCGCCUUCAACAGAACGACGGAGAAGGUGGACAGCUUCCUAGCGCGUGAGGCCAAGGGGACAAAAGUGGUGGGCGCUCACUCCCUGCCCGAGAUGGUGGCCAAGCUGAAGAAGCCCAGGAGGGUCAUGCUUCUUGUCAAGGCCGGCGCUGCAGUGGACGGUUUCAUUGAGAAGCUAAUCCCUCUGCUGGAGAAGGGCGACAUCAUCAUCGACGGAGGGAACUCUGAGUACCAGGACACCCAGCGGAGAUGUCACCAGCUGGCAGAACACGGCCUGCUGUUCGUGGGGUCAGGAGUGUCCGGGGGUGAGGAGGGGGCACGCUAUGGCCCUUCACUCAUGCCUGGGGGCCACCGUGAUGCCUGGCCACACAUACAGCCCAUCUUCCAGAGCAUCUGCGCCAAGUCCGGGGAUGAGCCGUGCUGUGACUGGGUGGGGGAGGACGGCGCCGGCCACUACGUCAAGAUGGUGCACAACGGCAUUGAGUACGGGGACAUGCAGCUCAUCUGUGAGGCCUACCACCUCAUGAAGGGGGCCCUCGGCAUGACGUGUGACGAGAUGAGUGAGGUGUUUGCGGAGUGGAACAAGGGUGAGCUGGACUCCUUCCUCAUCGAGAUCACCGCCAACAUCCUCGCUUUCAAGGAUACAGAUGGUGAGCCGCUGGUGGAGAAGAUAAGGGAUGCGGCGGGCCAGAAAGGGACCGGGAAGUGGACGGCUAUCUCAGGUCUGGAGUACGGCACACCCACUACCCUCAUCGCCGAGUCUGUGUUCGCUCGCUGCCUCUCGGCCCUCAAGGACGAGCGAGUGAAGGCCAGCAGCGUUCUCACCGGGCCAGAGAGCUCCACGUAUUCCGGCGACAAGGAGGAGUUUGUGGAGAACAUCAGGAAGGCCCUGUACGCCAGCAAGAUCGUGUCCUACGCCCAGGGCUUCAUGCUGCUGAGGGAGGCGGCGGCUAAGUUUGGCUGGAACCUCAACUAUGGCGGGAUUGCUCUCAUGUGGCGCGGCGGCUGCAUCAUCCGCAGUGUGUUCCUGGGCAAGAUCAAGGACGCCUUCGACACCAACCCUCACCUGACCAACCUGCUGCUGGACGACUUCUUCCGUGACGCAGUGGGCCGGUGUCAGGCUGGGUGGAGGGCGGUGGUGGCCCAGAGUGCCCUCCUCGGCAUCCCUGCUCCGGCACUCAACUCAGCGCUGGCGUUCUAUGAUGGUUACCGGUCUGACGUGCUCCCUGCCAACUUGAUUCAGGCCCAGAGAGAUUACUUCGGAGCCCACACCUACGAGCUGGCCGCCUCCCCUGGCAAGUUCCACCACACCAACUGGACGGGCACAGGAGGGGACGUGUCUUCCUCCUCCUACAAUGCCUAGUGCGGCUGUGUUGGUGUCCGCCGCAGCAAUGCCUUCCCUGCCACCUCCUGCUCCACCUGAACUUCACUCCUUAGUCAUUUUACACAUUUCCUACACCCUUCACCUUUUCCCCUCCUCAGCUCCUUUGACUCAUGUAUUUAGAGAAGCUGUGAAGUGCUCCCAUCCCCCACUCCCCACCAUGGCAAUACCUUCCCUUUGCCUCUUCACUUCUCUCUCAAAGUUCCCAUUAUCUUCCUCACCCCUUUCCCUCUUAAAGUAAACCCCCACCUUUUUAUCACCUCCAUUCCAGUACCCUCUUCCAUACGCUGCUCUCUGACACCUUAAAAUUCUGUCCUUAUCGUACAUGUAAACUGAGUCAAUGUGGGUUUCCUUUCUCUGGACACAAAUACACAGACAGCUCCGUUACAAUGCACAGUUUACACAUUUACAUUUUUUUCCGCCGACACAGAACUGACAUCACCCUUACAGACACUCUUUUUACAAACCUAAGGCACAACACAGAUGCUACACCCCCCAACAAGCUUCCCACAUGAGCCCACACCCCAGACACUACAUAUACUCCAGCUCUUCCAGCACCAGACAACUAUACUAGUGGUGCAGAGGUCCUCAUUCUGGCAACACACUGCCCUAAAGUGCCUCAUGUGAAGAAUGGUGCAGUACAGGGAAAGGUGACCUCCAGCCCUACUCCCUAAAGGUUAUACUACUAUUUCUUGUGCACUGUGAGAGGUAUAGGAAGGAACAAGAGGACUGGAGCAGGCAAGGACAUAGAGAUAGGACCAGACUUUCUGCUGCGACCAACUCCUUUGAGGGAGAUAAAAGCAGAAGGUAUGAAAAGUUAACCUAUGUGAUCUCUUUACUUCCCAUUGUAAGCAUGUGUUUCAAGAAUGAUGUGAUGGGCCACAGAGUCCCAGUGGAUGCGAAAAAAUAAUCUAGUGUCUUAGAAACAAGUGCUAUUAGUUAUGGUAGUUGAAGUUGUACUAGAGGUUUAUUUAGUAUUAAUAUCGGCUGUUCUAUGUACGGAUGCCACUAAGCAUUGGCUGUCCUCGGAGAUACACAAACAUUCCAUCAAUACGAGGAAACAUUCUGAAAACGCUCCCACAUUCCAUAAAAAAAAGAGUGAGAUGGUUGUAUUUAGAUAUAAUGAUACUUGGAUGGUUUUUUUGUACACGUUUAUGUAUACACAGAAAUGCAAAUAUGUAUAUACGUCCUUGGCAAGAAGAGAGUAAGUAGAUAAAGAGUUAGCAGCACCCUUUGUUAUCACUCAGACAGGAUGCUUGAGAGUUUUGCAUUGAGGUACUGGAACAAUCAUGAGAGUUUUGCAUUGAGUUACUGGAAUAAUCAUGAGAGUUUUGCAUUGAGAUACUGGAACAAUCAUGAGAGUUUUGCAUUGAGUUACUGGAAUAUAGAUGAUCUUUAUGCUGGGGAGAGUCAAGACACAAAGGUACAGAGAAUUUUUUACCUUCUCUCUCGAAGAUAAAAUUCUGCCAAGACUUUCUAUUUCUAAGUAGAGAUACAGUAUUAUAUCCUUGCCCUAAAUAGAUUAUAUAAAAAAAGAUAACUUGCAUUCCAACUGUCUCUAAUACUUCAAUCAGUGCAGUAAGAGUGACUAGAUAAUUCACACUAUAAUACCUUAGCCUAAAUAGCUGCGUGUGUUUUCGACAAAUCUCGUCUGGCCAUAACUUUUUUUAAUCCAUUGUGGUGAAGGAUUCUGAGCUACACAGUCUUCUUGCAUCAAAUAAAUGGUCUCCUUGGUGUAACAUUUCCAGUCUACGGCCAGAGUGUUAAGUGUGUCAUCCUUAGCGGUAAUGACUGUCUUGUGUGAGUAUCUGUGUUUCGACUAAAAAGUGUAAUUCUGUGCAUUAAAGUGUACUGCCUUCA
Eriocheir sinensis (Chinese mitten crab) is the source of this 3705-nucleotide messenger RNA. It is a transcript of the gene Pgd, whose product is annotated as 6-phosphogluconate dehydrogenase, decarboxylating-like. Gene Ontology annotation, molecular function: phosphogluconate dehydrogenase (decarboxylating) activity; NADP binding. The record is from RefSeq and is a predicted model, not a curated record. NCBI's taxonomy places the organism in Eukaryota, Metazoa, Arthropoda, Malacostraca, Decapoda, Varunidae. Gene Ontology annotation, cellular component: cytosol. Gene Ontology annotation, biological process: pentose-phosphate shunt; pentose-phosphate shunt, oxidative branch. Bases 367 to 1827 code for a protein of 486 amino acids. The transcript is spliced from 12 exons.